Molecule: messenger RNA, 937 nt
Organism: Lates calcarifer (barramundi perch)
Lineage: Eukaryota; Metazoa; Chordata; Actinopteri; Centropomidae
Product: 5-hydroxyisourate hydrolase
Exons: 4
Coding region: 102-506 (134 amino acids)
Biological process (GO): purine nucleobase metabolic process
Molecular function (GO): hydroxyisourate hydrolase activity
Source: RefSeq, a predicted model, not a curated record
CUUUGACCCUGAUCUGUUUGCAGUGCAGGCUGGGUAAGUGUCUCUGAGCGGUGGGUGUGCGUGGCGAUGGUUAAACUGGUUGGGUGAGUUUUGGGAGGUGAAUGAAGUCGCUGCAGCAGAGAGGAGAGUUCACACAGGAGCAGAUCAUGGCAGCAGCAGAGUCCAGCCCUCUGACCACUCACGUCCUGAACACCGCAGACGGCGUCCCGGCAGCCAAGAUGGCUCUCACCCUGCAUCGACUCGACUCCAAGCUGAUGAUCUGGAACAUGCUGAGUGUCGGGACAACAAAUAAAGAUGGCCGCUGCCCAGGACUCAUCAGCCGAGAAGCUUUUACCCCCGGCAUGUACAAGCUGCGCUUUGAGACCGGUUUAUACUGGGAGAGUCUGGGUCAGACCUCCUUCUACCCCUAUGUAGAGGUUGUGUUCACCAUCACUGACCCGGAGCAGAGGUUCCACCUCCCCCUGCUGAUGAGUCGGUUCUCUUACAGCACCUACAGAGGAAGCUGACGGCUUCACUUUCCCUCCAUUUUUUUAUUGGUAACACUCAGGGGAAGCACACAGAGGUGUACAACAACAGACAGUGUGAGGUCAGGACCAUACAACAUCAACAAAAUGACAGUAACACAAAGAAAUAACAAACAGAGCCAGGAGGAAGGCGAAUGGUUUGACUGAGAAGCUACAUAUUUAGAUAAAAACACCAACAGACAAACAUAUAAUAUACAUUCUGACACCUUGUCUACUUGCACCACAAGAAAUACUGGUGAUGCAGUUUCUAUUUCAUCAACCAGAGUAGGAAAAAAGGAUUUGAAUAUAAAAUUAUAAGGAAACCAAACCAAACAUUUCCCCAUGUCAACAUGUUUCUGUUGUGUUGUUUCAUCCUGGACUCAGUUCAUUCAUCUCUCUUUCAUUGUGAUCUGUGUCCUGUCAGGUUUUUGUUU